This is a messenger RNA of Baudoinia panamericana UAMH 10762, 770 nucleotides long. RefSeq lists its product as uncharacterized. The annotation marks the transcript as partial. Lineage: Eukaryota; Fungi; Ascomycota; Dothideomycetes; Mycosphaerellales; Teratosphaeriaceae. The transcript has a single exon. The record is from RefSeq and is a predicted model, not a curated record.
CAUGAAUCCAUUGUCACACCCGGUGGAGGAGUCAGAGCCUAGGAUAGACGCUGAGAUGCCGCUUCAGAGCACGACGUGUUCGAACCUUACAAUGCAACGCGGACUGACAUCGUACUCGCUCGAGUUGACAUCGCACCCUCUUGACCCAGGCCCCGCUUUUCAACUACACUCUCAAUGCAUGAAGCGUAAGGCUGCAGCAUCUUCCACUCUACGUAUAUCCGGUAUUGAAGUACCCAGCUGCAGUUCAGCUUUCCGCGGUGCAUUCUACAUGAGUUGACACUAGGAACGCAUGUAACAGCAGGCCAAAUUAUAGUUUGUAGUGCACAAGGCGCGAAAGGGUUGUACACUCCCAUUGUCUGUCUCCAGCUCCGCUCUUCUGGUAAGUGCCAACUCAUAGCACAACAGAUGCAUGUUGCAGUGCUUGGCCGCUCCAAUGUUGUUGGGUAGAUUAUAGUACAUGAGCGCUGCAACAACCGUUUUGCCGAAAAUGGUCUGGGAUCGCUUUGAUUAAGGUCAGUCUAGUCAAUCGCUGCCGGUCACCGUCAUCUUUCCAGCUCUAAGGACUGAGCCUGUGACUUCGUGAUGAAGCUGCGCGAUAUUUCUUGCUCGAAUGCUCCUUGAAAGAAUCAAUCUCAACCGGAUAGCGCACGGCCGAGGCGGUCCGAUAACCACGGCAUUGUAUCAACACUCAGCGGGCUGCAAGGCCUCGGAUCUGUACAAUCGAGUACCCAACGGAGUAUUCCCCUUUGCGACAACGCCCGCAGGCCGCG